GUUGUUGUCUCUAAUUUUCAGUCUUAAGCACUCUUGAUCCAUUCCGUGCUAAUUCUCAACUCCAGGCUGUGCAGUGUAGGAUUUGUCCAUUCCCUGUUGUCAUUCAGGAGUGUGGUGGCCUUUAUGACAUUGUGGUGGAUUUAAUGUAUAAACUACAUGCAAGCUUACCAGCAGACACUCUGACUGGCCACAGAGAGAGGUUUUACUCUCACUUUGCUGAAUUGAAGAAAUUCUUCUUUGAUGCUGGAAACAUGGCUUAUGUAAAAGCUUUGGUUCCUAUUCCAGUGCUACCUCAGAAUCCUCCCUCUUUCACAUUAUCUGAUCCCAAGCCAACUUUGGUGAGAUCCACUAGUGAGGAAGUGCCAAGGCGUAAGUCAACUCCAGCUGAAGAUUUCAAGCGCCAGAGCCUAAUGGAGCCACUUAAUAUACCUGUUACAAUGGAGCCAUUACUUCAGACAACUCCUCAGACUCCAGAAGCUAAUAUGUUAGGAAUUGAUGCUUCAAAUGGCCCUGCAACUGACAACAGGGACCUGAUAAUCAAUCAGUUGCGACAAGAGAUUGCACAACUAAAGCUGGCAUUAGAGCGUCAACAGAAAGAUGCAAAAGCACUUGAAGAUUCUCUUCGCUCCCAGAUUGCAAGGCUUACUGAAGAACUAAAUGAGUACAAGACAAUUGCAGAGAAAGCUUGUGAGGAGAAUGUUUCGUUAAAGAAAGACCUAGAAAGCAAAGAGGAUGACAAGAAAGAUCAGAAAGGUCCAGCAGAAGAGAAAUAUACCAAACUCAAAGGAAUUUACAGUAAACUGAGAGAGGAACACAUCCAGCUCUUGCGAACUAACGCUGAAGUGAAGCAAAAAUUGAAUGCUUCAGAAAAGGACAAAGAGGAAUUAAGUCAAGUAAACGAAAAACUUCAACUGGAAGUAGAUGAUAAGUCCACAGAACUUUUACAAGUGUUUCAGAAAGCGGAAAUGGCUGAGCAGGAUGGGAAGAGAGCGGGUGAUGAGAUGGCAAGACUGACGAAAGAGCACGAUGAAAAGAUGGCCACACUAAUGGCCGAGCUCCAGGCGUUAAGAAAAGAAAAAGGAGAAACAGAAGAAGCGAAGAAAAUUGCUGAUGAACAAAUAGAAGCCAUGAAAAAAGAUCACGAGGAAAAGAUUGGAACACUUAGUAGCGAUUUAUCAAGUUUUCGGAAGAGUUGGACAGAUGAAGAGCUGGCAAAGAAAACUGCUGAGGAAACGAUUCAAAGAGAAAGACAGGAGCAUAAAGACAAGAUUUCGAUUCUUGCGGAAGAGAUAGAGGCUUUGAAGAAAGAAAAAGGUGAAACAGAUGAGGCCAGAAGAAUCGCCGAAGAACAAAUAGAAGCAAUGAUAAAAGAUAACGAGGAAAAGGUUACAACGCUUAGCCGAGAGCUUUCAGAUGUUCAAAAGAGUAGGACUGUUGAGGAGGAGGCGAAACGAACAGCCGAGGAAACUAUAGAGAAAGAAAGAAAGGGACAUGAAAAAAUGGUAAAUGAGCUUGAAAGAAAAAGACUCGAAGAUAUCUCUAAAGAAAAGUACGACUUAGUAGGUACGGCGAUAGAGUCAGCAGAAAGAACAAUCCAAGAUGCUUUAGAUCAGUUUCAAAAUCCGAAGCACAGUUCUACGACUUGUACUGCAGAUUACUUGCUUAGUAGAAUCGAGAGCCUUCCAGGAGUUGUUGACGAGCUUAAUUCGAAGUUUGCAUCUUAUAAAAAAGAUCACAAAGAUGCCAUUCCCUGUAUAUGCUGUCUUGGUUCGUUCUCACAUCAGCUCAGUGAUUGUAUCUUAAAUGCCAAGGCUACCUCUCACAUGGCACCUACUCAAGAAGCUGAAGAUCUUCGGUCACUCGGUGAAUCUGCUGGUAAAGCUUCUCUCGAACUGUUGCAACUCUACAAACAAAGUGAUCCGGAUCCAAACGCUCUGGCCGACAAGCUGAAUGCCGUAAAAAAAUACAUCUCAGAUAUUACCAAAGUUGCUGAGGCUCUCGCGCCCAAAGAAAAAGACGGUGUUGAUAGUAUAGGUGGAGAAGUAGACGAUGAAAUCAAUGCUACUGCAGAACUUGUCGCAGAUUCAGCGGCCAGGAUUCAGGAAAUGAUCAAUCAAACAAGGGAGAAAUACAGUGGUGUACAACUUGAAGUGAACGGAAGAAUUUUAGAUUCCUGCACGGCACUGAUGGAGGCAAUCAAGAAAUUGAUAAUGAAGUCUAAAGUAUUGCAAAAGGAGAUUGUCGACGAGGGCAAGGGUCAAGCAACAGCUAAAGAGUUUUACAAGCGUCACCACCGCUGGACGGAGGGGCUUAUCUCCGCCGCGAAAGCUGUUGGUUGGGGAGCCAAAGUGCUUGUUGACUCCGCUGACAAAGUUGUUCAGGGGGGAGGCAAGUUUGAGGAAAUAGUUGUAGCAUCCAAUGAAAUUACAGCAAGUACAGUGCAGCUGGUGGCUGCUUCGAGAGUAAAGGCUCGACAAGCCAGUACAGGUUUAGCUGCUCUGCAAGGGGCCUCCAAAAAUGUGGUUGAGUCAGCGGCUGGUGUGGUGGCAUCUGCUAAAACAGGAGCUGAAAUGAUAGAAGACAGUAAAGCCGUACCAGAUUACACCAAGCUAAGUCUCACCCAGGCUAAGAGAUUUGAAAUGGAGUCACAGGUUCGGGUUCUAGAGCUUGAAAGCCAGCUGACUAAAGAACGUCAAAAACUAGGAGAACUGAGGAAAGCACAUUAUCAACUGGCUGCUGUCGAGGAGGGCCUGGACCCCGAGUAAUAAGGACGAAGCAAGGUCGUCUGCAAGAGGGAUCCAGUCAUCUCGAAUCAUAGGCACCAUGCGAAAGAAGAGAAAAAGUGGAAUAAAAACAAGCAAGUUAAAAUGAAAUAAGCUUGGCACUUGAAUUGGGAAUGAACCUUUGUCUACUUGCACUUCAUCCUUCGCUGGCAAAUGGUGUACGGCGUAACCUUUGAUUGGUCACGCAAUCUUUGGAAAGAUUGCGUGACAAAUGCUAACUGGAUUGACUCUUGCUGACGUUGGUGUUUUAGGAGGUUUUAUUUAUACAGUGGGGGGUAUAUCUAAAGUGAAUAUAGCUUCGCGUAAGAUGCUGAUGACAAGAUAUUUUUUAAACUCAGUCAUAUUGUGAUUAUAAGUGUAAGUUUUAAAAGAAGCAUAUCUACCUCAGAUCAUGCUAAUAUACUGACUCAAUAGCACAAUGAAUCGCAAGUAUCGAAUAAAAAGGCAUUUUUCCUGUAUUUCUAGUAUCGCUAGCGAAAUUCUGUCAGUAGCUCGACUUUAUUUUCACCUCUGUACUUCGGUCAUAUAUAGUUCUUUCUCAAAUGCAUUUAACUUAGAUAAAUUUUUCACACUUAGAAGUCCCAGCCAGAGAUCAUGAUCUCUUGGUCUCUGCUAAUACGUUACCAUCAUGCGUCAGAAAAUUCUGUUAAACCCCUACUUUUUAGACACUUUUUAGCAAAUUUGCGUUCGUUCUGGUGAUCAAGAUUAUGAAAAUAACAGUUUAAACUGAAAACGCAAGGAAAUAAUAUACAAAAUGUUCACAAUAUAACAAUUAAAGUGUUGACUGUCUAUGCAUAAAAAA
Pocillopora damicornis (cauliflower coral) is the source of this 3585-nucleotide messenger RNA. Its product is annotated as huntingtin-interacting protein 1-like. Gene Ontology annotation, molecular function: actin filament binding; clathrin-cargo adaptor activity; clathrin light chain binding. NCBI's taxonomy places the organism in Eukaryota, Metazoa, Cnidaria, Anthozoa, Scleractinia, Pocilloporidae. The record is from RefSeq and is a predicted model, not a curated record. Gene Ontology annotation, biological process: actin filament organization; endocytosis; clathrin coat assembly. Gene Ontology annotation, cellular component: cortical actin cytoskeleton; clathrin-coated vesicle.